UUUUUCUCACACACUUUGCCAACUCCCUACCAUACAAUGUCCUUCGAUAGACCAGAUACCUACGGGGCCCGCGUGUUAGCGGGUGCCGAAACCGCUGACGACUCCUUCUCAGAGGUCAUCAAGGCGUUCCGCCUGUUCAUCCUCGAGUUUAGACUCGACUCGCGUUUCAUCUACAGAGAUCAGUUGCGCGAAAACGUGCUCAUCAAACAGUACUCGUUGACGGUCAACACCGAGCACUUGAUCCGGUACAAUGACGAAUUGAACAAGAAGUUAUCGGACGACCCCACCGAGAUGCUUCCGCUCUUCGAGACGGCGAUCACUGAGGUUGCUAAACGUAUUGCGUUCUUGACCUCCGAGGAAGUACCUCUCACAUUCCCUACGUGCCAGCUCAUCCUCGACUCACAGGCGGAGAAGGUUUCGAUCCGCGACUUGGAUGCCGACCAUAUUGCAAAGAUUGUGCGGAUCAGCGGAAUCGUCAUUUCGGCGUCGGUCUUAUCCUCCAGACCUACAUCGUUACAGAUCUUGUGUCGCUCAUGUAAACACACUACCAAGAUCAGCGUCGGGCAGCAUGGGUUUGCCAACGUUCAGUUGCCAAAACAGUGUGGGGCGCCGCCACAACCAGGCUCAGAAACCAACAGCUGUCCACCGGAUCCAUACACGAUUGUACAUGAGAAGUCUGUGUUUGUAGAUCAGCAAAGCUUGAAGUUACAGGAAUCACCGGAUAUGGUGCCUGUGGGUGAAAUGCCACGACACAUUCUCCUCAACGCAGACAGAUAUCUCACGAACCGUAUUAUCCCCGGAACGCGCUGCAACAUCAUCGGGAUCUACUCGAUUUACCAGGCAAAGGUCAAAGGGGCAAACUCCGUGGCGAUCAGAAACCCGUACAUGAAGAUCCUCGGAAUCCAGACCGACUUGAACAAGGGCAGUGGGAUCGGGGGCAUGAACUUCACGGAAGAGGAGGAGGAGGAGUUUUUGACCCUCGCCAGACAGCCUGGCUUCUACGAGACAUUUUCCAAGUCAAUUGCGCCGUCCAUCUAUGGGAACGAGGAUAUCAAAAAGGCCAUCACGUGUCUCUUGAUGGGCGGCUCAAAGAAGCUCUUGCCGGAUAACAUGCGCUUGAGAGGUGAUAUCAACGUGUUGCUUCUCGGUGAUCCUGGUACGGCCAAAUCCCAGUUGUUGAAGUUUGUGGAGAAGGUCAGUCCCAUUAGUGUGUACACCUCGGGUAAGGGUUCGUCCGCGGCCGGUUUGACCGCCUCGGUGCAGAGAGACCCCCAUACCCGUGACUUCUACUUGGAGGGUGGUGCGAUGGUGUUGGCAGACGGGGGGGUAGUAUGUAUCGAUGAGUUCGACAAGAUGAGGGACGAAGACCGAGUGGCGAUCCACGAAGCGAUGGAGCAGCAGACAAUUUCGAUCGCCAAGGCCGGUAUCACCACCAUUUUAAACUCUAGAACGUCCGUUCUCGCAGCUGCUAAUCCCAUUUAUGGGAGGUAUGACGAAAUGAAGUCUCCCGGCGAAAAUAUUGACUUCCAAACCACGAUUUUGUCCAGAUUCGACAUGAUUUUCAUCGUCAAGGACGACCACAAUGAGGCGCGAGACAUUUCCAUCGCCCAGCACGUCAUGAACGUGCACACGGGGAGGUCUAACCAGAAUGAUGCCGAAAGAGAGGGUGAAAUUCCGAUUGAAAAGAUGAAAAAGUUUAUCUCGUACGCGCGCGCAAACUGCGCCCCGAGAUUGUCGCCUGAAGCCUCUGAGAAGUUAUCCUCGUACUUUGUUGACAUCCGACAAAAGAUCCAGGGCAGCGAGGCGGAAAACUUGGCAAAGUCAACGAUUCCAAUCACGGUUCGUCAGUUGGAGGCGAUUGUCAGAAUCACCGAGUCGUUGGCUAAGUUGGAAUUGGCGACGAUUGCCACUAUCGAACACGUUGACGAGGCCAUCAGAUUGUUCUACGCCUCCACGAUGGACGCGGCGGGGCAGAACGCGUUGGACGGGGGGAACAACAAGGAGUUGAUGGCCGAAGUGGUGCUCGUGGAAAAUGAGAUCAAGAGAAGAUUGCCUAUUGGCUGGAGUAUCCUCUACCGCACCUUGAGACGUGAAUUUGUCGAGGGCAGAAAGCAUACCCAGAUGGCCUUGGACCGUGCCUUAAUGAUCAUGGAGAGGCGCGAAUCCAUCAGCUUCAAGUUCCAACGUCAGCGUGUGUUCCGGGAUCAGUACUAGUGCACUUAAUUAAAAUACCACGGAU
Molecule: messenger RNA, 2239 nt
Organism: Babjeviella inositovora NRRL Y-12698
Lineage: Eukaryota; Fungi; Ascomycota; Pichiomycetes; Serinales
Gene: CDC46
Product: MCM DNA helicase complex subunit
Exons: 1
Coding region: 37-2214 (725 amino acids)
Biological process (GO): double-strand break repair via break-induced replication; DNA replication initiation; DNA replication
Cellular component (GO): nucleus; MCM complex
Molecular function (GO): 3'-5' DNA helicase activity; DNA replication origin binding; ATP binding
Source: RefSeq, a predicted model, not a curated record